Messenger RNA from Coccinella septempunctata (seven-spotted ladybird), 1399 nucleotides. Its product is annotated as proton-coupled amino acid transporter 3-like. The record is from RefSeq and is a predicted model, not a curated record. Lineage: Eukaryota; Metazoa; Arthropoda; Insecta; Coleoptera; Coccinellidae. Gene Ontology annotation, biological process: amino acid transmembrane transport. Gene Ontology annotation, molecular function: amino acid transmembrane transporter activity. The transcript has 7 exons. Bases 42 to 1352 code for a protein of 436 amino acids. Gene Ontology annotation, cellular component: vacuolar membrane.
UUUCACCUUUCGAUAUGUUGUGUGGUAAACAAUAAAAAGUGAUGUUAACAAUCGCAUAUUUUUCCAGAACCGGCCUGAAGAAAAAACCACCCAGCGGUUAUACGUUAGGCGUGAUGAACCACCUGAAAUGCUGCAUAGGAUCAGGAAUUUUCACAUUGGGAUUCGCUUUCAAGAAUGCGGGAAUGGCAUUAGGUCCGCCGAUUUUGGUAUUUUUGGGAAUUGUGGCACUGCACUGUCAACAUAUGCUGUUGCAAUGUGGAAAAGAAGUAGAAAAACACUUGGGAAGGAAACCAGAUUUGGCCGAGACUGGUGAAGGUGUGUUUGAAUUCGGACCGGAGAAAAUGAGGAAGAUGCAGAAAUGUAUGAAAAUUUUCAGUAAUGUCAUGCUGAUCAUUACUCAAACUGGAGUACUCUGUAUUUAUACCGUAUUCUUUGCUGAUAGUAUGAUGAGGGUAGCCGAACAUUGGGGUUACACAGAUCUGAGCAUUCAAAUGUGGGUCCUUAUUGCCUUCCCACCGAUAGUAAUUUCUUCCAGUACAUUGGGAAACUUGAAACUGGUUGGAUAUUUAUCGCUUUUUGCGAACAUUCUAACAUUUCUGGGCAUCGCUAUCACCAUAUACUUAUUGUCAGUGGAUCUUCCAGAGGAAUUCACUUUCGAGUGGUUUGGAGAUAUGGCCCAACUUCCUAUAUUCAUAAGCAUAGGAAUUUUAUCUUUCACAGCCAUACAAGUUGUUUUACCUAUUUACAUCGAAAGCAAAUAUCCAGAAAAAGUAGGAUCUCUUUUCGGUGUUCUCAAUGUGGCUGCUUUCAUUGAAGUGACUCUGACAAUACUGAUAGGAGUUCUUUCAUACAUGAAAUAUGGAAAAGAUUGCCGCGGAAGCAUCACGCUCAACUUCAAGAAUGGGAUAGCAGCUCAAAUUGUAGUUAUCUGUGUUGGUUUGGCAGUGAUGCUCUCCUACACUUUGAACAUAUAUGUAGUCAUUGAAGCCCUGUUUCCAGUAAUGUCAGAAAAGUGGGGCCCAUUUCGUCAUCCAAACAUCGGCAUAUUUUUUUUCAGAUUAGGUUGCAUUAUUUUUACGUUCAUCCUCUCAUGGACACUUCCGAUGCUGGGACAGAUCGUGGCUCUUGCUGGAGCUCUCGGGAAUACUUCGCUAAGUGUAAUUUUUCCGGCAUUAUUUCAUGUCAUCCUUAUGUGGGAAAACUCAUCAGUUGUAGUGAAAAUAAAGGACUUCCUGAUCCUUUCCCUCGGUAUUUUCAGUCUCACAGCAGGGACGGUGGCAGCAAUAUGGGAUAUCGUCAGAGAAAUCGAUAAAGUUUAUUUUCCGGAAGCAAAGAACUCGACGACGGGAUAAAUUAUGAAUUUACUAUGUGAGAAUAAAUAUAUAAGCAAAUAUUCCAA